This is a messenger RNA of Amphimedon queenslandica, 1335 nucleotides long. RefSeq names its product protein ANTAGONIST OF LIKE HETEROCHROMATIN PROTEIN 1-like. Lineage: Eukaryota; Metazoa; Porifera; Demospongiae; Haplosclerida; Niphatidae. Bases 1 to 1335 code for a protein of 444 amino acids. The record is from RefSeq and is a predicted model, not a curated record. The transcript has 2 exons. Gene Ontology annotation, molecular function: DNA binding; site-specific DNA-methyltransferase (adenine-specific) activity. Gene Ontology annotation, biological process: DNA restriction-modification system.
AUGGAAUCAAGAUCCAUGAAUGAUCGAUCAGAUUGGAGACUGGAUCGUUCCGUCUUCCUGAAGAUCGACAAGAUCUAUGGUCCAACAGAAUUGGGCCUGUUUACAUCCAGGUUGACCAAUCAGUGCCGUCGCUAUUUCAGCUGGCAGCAUGCAGAUCCACUUGCAGAAGCAACAGAGGCCUUUAUCCAGGAUUGGACAACAGUGAAAGGCUUUGCCAACCCACCUUGGAAUCUGGUACAGAGGGUGCUAACGAAAGCACAAACUCAAGGGUCAAACCAAUGGUGGGAGUUUGUUGUGUUAAGUAACUUUACUGAGAGUGACCGGAUAGAAAAUUUUCGAAUGAGUCGAUGUACCUUUAAUGUGAUAUCUGAUAAACUUAGAUCAAGUAUUGAAAGAAAAUCAACUUGCUUCAGAAAACCUAUUAGUACUGAAAAAUGCCUAGCAGUCACUUUGUGGUUUUUUGCCACUACAGCAGAGUAUCGUACUAUUUCUCAUCUUUUCGGAAUUGCCCAAUCGACUGUUUGUGAGGUUGUAUGGGAAACAUCUUCUGCAAUUGUUCAUCAUUUUCUCUCAACUUACAUUAAAUUUCCUGUUGGUGAUCAAGCAAAGAGUGUUACAGAUGGUUUUCAAAAGAAAUGGAAUGUACCACAAUGCCUUGGAGCCAUUGAUGGUUCACAUAUUCCUGUUAGACCACCAAUAUGCCAUCACACAGAUUACUAUAAUCGCAAAGGAUGGUACUCUAUACUGAUUCAAGUUGUUGUGGAUCACAAUUAUUUGUUCAGGGAUAUCUGUGUUGGUUGGCCAGAGAGUGUACAUGACGCUCGUGUAUAUGCCAACUCUCAGGUAUAUGCAAAAGCAACUUCAGGACAAAUAUUGAAUGGUACAGUCUUAAAUAUUAAUGGAAUUGAUGUACCUGAAUAUAUAAUAGGUGAUUCAGCAUAUCCACUGUCCACAUUUUUAAUGAAACUGUUUGAUCACAAUGUAAGUCUUUCAGAGGAUGUCAAGCACUUCAACUAUCGCAUAUCACAUGCUAGAAUUGUGUCAGAAAAUGCCUUUGGACAUUUGAAAGCUAGAUGGCGACGCCUCAUGAAACAGAAUGAUAUGUUCAUAGAAAGAGUACCAACAAUUAUAGCAGCCUGUUGUAUUCUCCACAACAUAUGUGAAAUUCAUGGAGACUCUUUUAAUGCUGAUUGGUUAGAUGAUAUAAAUAAUUCCUCUUACAGUGUAGAACCUACAGCACUCCCAAGUACUGACAAUGAAACUGAAUCUGACUGCAAAACUAUAAGGGAAGCAUUGAUUUUUUACUUUAAAGAUAAUCCAAUUCAAAAUCAUUAA